GUGACAUCUUGUCACAUGUACUUGGGAAAGAGAGAAAUGGGUAUGUUAGGUGCGUAGGACUAGGACCAACUGCGGGCUCUCUUGGUAUACCAGGAGCUCAAAAGCUUAAAUCUACAAAGCUCCAAAUGGCGGAGCUAGAGGCUGAGAAAGCUUGGCGAACUAAUGAAGCUCUAAUGGAUCACAUGGAUGAUUUUAAAGAAGAUACCAAAGCUCAGAUGGAUGCCUUGAUGGCUGAAAUGGCUGAAAUGAGAAGCAUGUUAUCACAAUCUAUUGCUGGAAACAAGAACUUUAUGCAUACUUCUGCAAUUCAACCUGAAGAAAGUGUGGGAGAAUAUUCUACCUCUGACCAAUCUGUUCAUGAUGUUGAUAGCAUUGGUGAGGAAGAAGUUGUGAUGCAAGAGUUGAGGGAAGCACAACAACAAUAUGAAAAGAAGAGAGCAGAAGCAGCACAACUGAUUAGGAAGAAGAAGGAAGGAGCCCAACGACUAAACAAUGAAGCAGAACUACAGAAGAGAAAGGAGGUUGAACUACUGCACAAGAAGAAAGAAGAGGCCCUAAUGCAAAAGAAUAAUGAACAAGACAUGCAAAAGAAGAGGGAAAUUGAGUCGAAGAAGAAACAAGAAGACCUGAUGCAAAAGAAGAAGGAACAAGACAUGCAAAAGAAGAGGGAAGCUGACCUGAAGAAGAAGAAGGAAGCAACAGUUACACAAAAGAAUCAUCAGAAAGGAAAUGAAGUGAUUUUGUUCAAUGUUUAUCGUGAUCAUACUACACCAGUGGCAAAAGCUACCAUUCUAGCAACUGACAGGAAGAAGAUCGUAGGGGGUCGUGAGCUUGGCACUGAAUGUUGUGAAGUUGUUGUCAACUACAUCAUCAAAAGAGAUGCCAUAUUGCCUCGUCCCAUUGGCGAUGUGACGACCAUGGGACAAGCUCAAGGAAGAACUAUUGCAUGGCUCUAUAAACAUCUGGAGGUUGACAAGUCCAAGAUGAAGCAAGCCUCGCCGCCACAAGAAAAUGAACUCCCAAGAGGUUAAUUAACAGCAGAAGAGGUUGAUCAUCAUCAGGGCAAGAAAUAACUAGGAUUUCCAUGGACUAGAUGCAUGCCCAACCACUGUCUUGGACUUAUUUAUGCACUAUUCGUUGUCUUACGAACAAACAUAUGUACUGUCAUUGUCUUAGAAACAAACCUAUCCACUGUUGUUGUUCACUUUGUUGUCGAUGGGCGAACUAUUUAUGGUUUUGUGCACCUGAUGAAGUAUGACCUAUGGAUUGA
Lolium perenne is the source of this 1270-nucleotide messenger RNA. RefSeq lists its product as uncharacterized. Lineage: Eukaryota; Viridiplantae; Streptophyta; Magnoliopsida; Poales; Poaceae. The record is from RefSeq and is a predicted model, not a curated record.